UCAACCAUGAAAGGUUUGCUGCUGCUGCUAUUUUCCAGCACGAUUUUCCUGCUCCAAGGAGUAUGUGACUGCCCAGAGAAGUGCUUCUGUCACCCAUCCUCAAACUCUGUGGACUGUAGCAGCCAGGGUUUAGCUGAAAUUCCUCCUAAUCUGCCUCCUCAGACACUAAUCCUGCACUUACAGAAUAACCAGAUCCAUCAGCUUUCAGCUCUUGCAUUUAGGUCAGUGCCACGACUCAUAAUCCUAAAUUUAUCCAACAAUUCCCUUUCAAAUCUGGCCCCUGAAGCUUUCAAAGGUCUUCAGGACUUGCAAGUUCUAAACCUAACUCAGAACUCCUUGCUUUCUCUGGAAAACAGCCUCUUCCAUGCACUCCCCCAAUUGAGGGAGUUAGAUUUGUCAUCCAACAACAUAAGUUAUCUUCCUGCAUCCCUGGGCAAGCCUUGGGAGAACCUAACCAUGCUUGCAGUGCAACAAAACCAGCUUCAGCACUUGGAUCGUGAGCUCCUGGAAUUCAUGCCCAGAGUGAAGCAGUUACUUCUCAAGGACAACAUCUGGAAAUGCAAUUGCCACUUGCUGGGUCUGAAACUCUGGCUGGAGAAAUUUAUCUAUGAAGGAGGAAUAACAGAUGGUGUCAUCUGUGGGUCACCUGACACCUGGAAAGGAAAGGAUCUUCUUAUAAUCCCUCAUGAGCUGUACCAGCCCUGUGCUCUUCCUUCUCUAGAUCUGGGGUACUCACAGAAUCAGCAGCCUAACUCUGCCUAUGGAGGAGAAGACACAAAGCCUCCUGAGAACCACAACUCAGGGCAUCACAUUCCCUUGGAGUGUGAAGCCAAACCCAAGCCCAGGCCAGCCAACCUGCGUCAUGCCAUGGCUACUGUUGUCAUUACGGGAGUUGUAUGUGGAAUCGUGUGUCUCAUGAUGCUGGCAGCAGCCAUCUAUGGCUGCACCUAUGCAGCUAUUACAGCCCAAUAUCAUGAUGGAUCCUUGGCCCAAACCAGUGAGUCUGGGAAGACAGGAGGAAAGGAGAUGCUUGAAAGCUCAACAGCCUGAGAGCUUUCAUCUCAAAGAGAUCAGUGUAGGAGUGGGACCCAUAUGUUUGCCAUUGUGAUUUCAUUCUGCUGCUUUCCAAAAGAAGGAAGAAAAAUUAAUAUGUGUCUGUGAAAA
Messenger RNA from Dipodomys spectabilis (banner-tailed kangaroo rat), 1164 nucleotides. RefSeq names its product leucine rich repeats and transmembrane domains 1 (gene Lrtm1). Gene Ontology annotation, biological process: axonogenesis; positive regulation of synapse assembly; regulation of presynapse assembly. Lineage: Eukaryota; Metazoa; Chordata; Mammalia; Rodentia; Heteromyidae. The record is from RefSeq and is a predicted model, not a curated record. Gene Ontology annotation, molecular function: protein binding. Gene Ontology annotation, cellular component: membrane. The transcript is spliced from 3 exons. The coding region runs from base 7 to 1050 and encodes 347 amino acids.